GUGUGUGAGAGAGAGAGAGGCUGUCUUGUCGCUUCCGGCUUCAGACACACAGCGCUUUACUACGAACCCAGAGGUGUCGAGCAGCACGCAUGACAACAGAAACCCUCCAAAGAAACUAUCUAUCCCGAGAGCAAACUGUGAGGAUUUCACCUGGUCUUUACGAAGAAGUGUUUUGAAGUUUUCCUCAAGAUUUAAAUAAAAAAAAAAAAAAAAAAAAAAAAAAACGAGAGAAAAACUCUGAAGGAAGAGAGAAAGAGACAUUUUGAAAUCUUCGUCUGUGGAGGAGGAUUUCUUUCUUUUCUUUUCUUUCUUUCUCUUUUUUUUUUUUUUUGGUGAAAAGGUGAAGAAGCAGAAGAAGAAAAAAACCCACCGGCGGCUGUGUCGAAACAAGUUCGUGUAUGGAAGAAACCAAAAACACACACGAGAGGAGUCGGUAAUAAGUUGUUUUGGUUGCACGAGGAGCCGUAUCUUUGCAUGUUUUUGUGAGUGUCGAGUGUCAGACACACACACACACACACACACACACACACACACUCGGAGAAGAAACAUCCUCGGUUCAUAACUGUUGGUGUGUGUGGCUGCAUUAUUACUCACACCAAUAAAAGUGUCCCGGAGAAAGCCUUCUGGAGAGGACGGGACAGCGCUGAGCGGUGAGUGCCGAUUUUCCUGCAGUGUGGAGCUGCCGCUGCUGACUGAAUGCAGAGGAAACACUGAAAGCUGUUCUCCGGACCUCCCUGCAGCUUCAGGGGAGAUUGUCAGAUGUGUACCCAGCACUCAAAGCCCCUGGCCUGGCCGCGGGGAUGGCAGCCUCUGCCCUGAACCUGAGCGGCCUCGGAGUCAUGAACAGCAGUAAUCAGUUUCACACCCAGCCUGGUUCCUCUAGUACCACCUCUGCUGCUAGAACCAGUCCAGUUGGUCGACCUGUGCUGCCGGUUCCAGAUCGGAGCACCUACUGUCAGUUACUGGGUGGGGGAGCACUGGGUGGAGGUCUUUACAGCCCAACCAGCCCUAAGACAAGUCCUCGAACCCUGAGCCCAACCUUUGUCUUCCCGCCACCGUCCUCGCUCUCCCCCAGCCCCACCCGUCGCUCUCGCUCCCCCUCCCCUCGAAGCCCCGAGCUCCUAGGAGUCAAUGUGGGCCAGCGGGUCCGACGACUGAGCUCACCCGGCGGUGAGGAUCGAGGGGAAGGAGAAGGACAGGAGGACAGAGGAGGAGGAGGAGGAGAAACGGGAGGAGGAGAGAAACGAGAGGAGCGGCGACGCCAGGCACAGCUGCUGCAGAUACACAGAGAGCUGCAGAACGUAGAGGUCAGGGGAAAAGUUGGCAUCUUUGAGGCCCACAUUUCUGGAAUUCGUGCCCAGGUGCUUAACAGUGAGCUCCAGCGCAGCCCUCGGUCUCCAAGACGGACAACCAACCAAACCCCUUCCCAGCAAAACACAGCCCUUGAAUGCCCAAUGACCCAGCCACAAGAGAAUACAGUUCCUUCAAUUGUCCAGAAUGGAAGAGAAAGGGAGGAAGAAACAAUAGACGGAGAAAGGAGAGAAAGAGGAAAGAAUGAAGGUGAGAAGGACAUCUGUGCUACGAAAGCAAACACCGAGAACAAGACACUGAUUGGUCAAAAUGGCCGCCAUUCAGAAACAACAAUACAAAUUCCCUGUUUAGACGAACCGUUUGCCAUCCAGGGUUCCCUUGAGACAUUAAACCCAGAUGCAACAACAGACAGAGAGAGAAAAGAGGGAGAAAGGCCGAAAAAAAUGGAGGGAGAAAAGGACAGAGGGGAGGUAGAAAAACAAAUGCCGGGAGUUGAAAGAGAGACAAAAGUGAGAGACGAGAAAGAGGACAGGUCGUGUCUCGUGAUCCCUCUUCAGACAGAGGCAAACAGGUUGGAAGUUAACCCAGAAACCUUGGCUGUACCUCGGGCACAAAGCAGCGAGAGCUCCCCCUGUUUGCUGGACACAGCAGAUUAUACCUCCAACCACUCUCCCUCCAUCACUCCCUCCAUCCCUGCAGUCAUAAUAACUGACCAUGGUCUGGAAAACCAGCCUCAAUCUUCUGAAUGCUCCGGCUCAGAUCAGGGACUAUCCUGCAGCCCUAGCCCCAGCUCUAGCCCUGUCCCUGGACCAUACUCGUCAACCCGCUCCCUCAGGAAGCUGUCGUCUUCCUCUGCCUCCUCGGCCGGCUUCUCCUCAUCUUGGGAAGAGUCGGAGGAGGAUGUUUCCAGUGACACGGAGAAAGGAGAGCACCUUCUCAACCCUGCACUCAUCAGUUCUAAACAGAAAGCACACAAGUCUUGGAAGAAGAUUAAGAACAUGGUCCACUGGUCCCCGUUUGUCAUGUCCUUCAAGAAGAAAUAUCCCUGGAUACAACUGGCUGGGCACGCGGGGAGCUUCAAAGCGGGAGCAAACGGCCGCAUAUUAAAAAAACACUGUGAUUGUGAGCAACGCUGUUUGUCCCUCCUGAUGAGGGAUGUGCUGCGCCCCUACGUGCCUGGUUACCAUGGAGACGUAGAGAAGGACGGCCAGAAAUAUAACCAGAUGGAGGAUCUGCUGGCAGAGUUUGACUACCCGUGCGUGAUGGACUGUAAGAUGGGAGUGAGGACCUACCUCGAGGAAGAGCUGACCAAGGCUCGUAAGAAGCCCUCUCCAAGACCCGACAUGUAUCAGAAAAUGAUCGAGGUUGAUCCCGAGGCGCCUACGCCAGAGGAAAGCGAGCAGAAAGUGGUGACCAAACCUAGAUACAUGCAGUGGAGGGAGACCAUAAGCUCAACGGCUACCCUGGGAUUUAGGAUAGAGGGAGUCAAGAAGGAGGACGGGACGGUGAACAGAGAUUUUAAGAAAACAAAAACGAGAGAACAAGUUAGUGCAGCCUUCCACGACUUUGUCAAAGGAAAUAAAGACAUACUGAACUGUUAUUUAACAAGGCUGGAGGAAAUCAAAGACACUCUGGAGAUCUCCCCGUUCUUCAAAACCCACGAGGUGAUUGGCAGCUCCUUGUUAUUUGUUCACGACAGUAAGGGACGGGCCAAAGUCUGGAUGAUCGACUUUGGGAAAACCACACCUCUUCCUGAAGGGGAGGAACUAAACCAUCGAGCAUUGUGGGUAGAGGGCAACAGAGAAGAUGGUUACCUUUUUGGACUUGAUAGUUUGCUGGACAUCAUUUCAUCCAUGGCAAACUCUGAGACUUGAAGUCUGAGAGUUUCCUUUUAAAUCCAAGUGAACAUUUUGACACGCACUUCCAUUCAUUCUUCCUUUGUUCCUGGGAACACUUUGGACUUCCUCAAGAAUUUCUUCACAGAUGUUUAUCCUCACGUUGGAAACGACACCAUCCCAUAAAAAAUCGAUUCAUGGAUGCAACCUUUCCAUCCAAAUCCAGUGGAUCAGGAUCUCGCUCUUCCUCCUCCUUAUCCAUUUUGAUGUGAUCCUCAUUCCCUCAAGGCCAGACUGUAAUAGGCCCCUUUUCACAGCAGACAUUUUAACUUGUCAUAGCAGGAAAAACACAGAUGGCACUAAUGAUAUUAAUGAUGGCUCAGUUCCAUUAAGUCUCCCAGUAAGCAUCUGUGUGAACCAGCAUGCACAAUAUCAAUAUUAUUAGACCAGUGUUUUUUCUUUUACGACAUGUUGAAAUGUUUGUUGUGAAGAAGGUCGAUUUUACGCACAUUAUAACAGCAGGACGGCCUUUUUUUCUACAGGAAGUCUCCAGUUAAAAUAGAUUACCUAAUACAAACUGAAGGCUAAAGCUGGUGGUAUUUUAUAUUUGUGUUAUUGUAAUCAAAUCCCAUAAGAAGGCCUAAAAUAUUGUCCUGCUUAUCUGUGGUUCUCAGGCCCAACCCUAUUUGUUCCUGCUGUAAAUUUUUAGAUCACACAUAAAUAAUUUUUUAAAAACAACUAAAUGACGUUCUAAUACAGCUGGAAACUGUAGUUUUUAGCCAGCAUUACUCAAGCAGGAGGAAAUAGUGCAUUUGUUGGGGACUACUUUGAGCAGCAGAUUAUAGACGAUGAAGCUCUAUGUCACAGAGGAGGGACCAUGGCUACACAGACAAUACUUGUACAAUCAAUUCAUUGUUUGUUUUGGUCUUUUCAUGGGAUUAGUUGAUAAUAAUAAUAAAAAAUAUAUAUAUCACCAGAAUACUAUUUAAAGCCACUAGAUGUAGAAUUUCAUAAUUCAUAAAUCAUAAUUUAAAAGAUGCCGUAAUCACAUAAAAGUUGUUCAUCUAGUGACUUUAAAAAUGCAAGUUUAAAAAGCUCCAUUCGACUACACCCCAGCUCUCCUCACUUUUAUAGUUACAGUUAGUUAACAGUUAUACACUUUCAGAGUCUUGAGUCUGUUUGACCACAGCUGCAGCACAAAACACAUAAUUACAUUUCCACAGUUAGAGACUGUACAGCUGAGUGUGUUCGUACUCAUGAAUAUGAAAAUGAAAUUAUUUUAGGUGUGUUUCACAAUGGAAAACAAAACUAGCCUUUUAGCAGUUUAACCAAGUCAUACUCAGAUUAGAUACUGGGAGUUAAUUUGUGAGGUUUUCAGUGGCAGCCACUUUUGUGCCAUAAUAAUCUGGCAAUAACUGGCAAUUAUGUGGAGCUAAAUUAUACAUCUCACAAUAGUUUCAGUAUGUUAUGGAGGACGCGUAUUUAUAGUCAAUAUGGCGUCCCUAGUACUUCCCUGGCCGAACACUUAUCACCCUUAUUACACUUUGUUGGGAUUGUUCACAAUGUACAGUAAGAUUUAUUAUGUUUAAUGUAGUUUUUGUAACAUUAUUUCAGUGUACUCAAAUCCUCUGGAACACUUACAGCCAUGAACAAUCUUAUUUAAGCUAUACAGUGCCUUGACAUUACAAAGCCAAGUCAGACAACUGAAAAUAUGUUCUUACUUUUAAAUGUUUUAAUGAAAAUUUCUCUUCUUUCGUCUUAACUGUUGGUUUCUGUGCUUAGUCUUACAUUGGUGCAUGUUUAUUAUCCUCUUAAAGUUUGGGCUUAAUUUGUAUUUAAUUCUGUUUUAUUUAUAACAUUAUAUUAAGUUUUUUGUUUUUUUUUAGUUAAUGGGAUACUGUGACAUUUUGAAUUUUAGGCUGUUAUGUUGUUUUGUCUUCAAGCAUAUGUUACAGUACGAGUGCAAGUCAAACUGUGGGGCAGGUCGCUGACGUCGUGGACAUCAUUCAAACCUUUUGGAUGUAGCUAUAGAAAAAAAAAGAUUGAUGAUGUUCAGAUAACAUUUAUGUCAAGAGGGGAUGCAAACAGUCACUUAAAACUGGUUGGACAGAUAAGGGACAAAAACAGGUCUUAUAAUGUAACAGGUUCUUGAUGAACAAUAAAAACUAAACAGUGAAUUAGUUCCACUCUACCAUAUAUUUCAAAUACCAUAGCUUACAGUUGAUGUUUGCAGUGACAGUAGACAGAGAAAGAGAGUGAUUGUAACUCCAUUCAGUGCCUUCUGUAUAAAAAAAAAGUAGUCUGACAUUUUGGUUAAUAUUAGCUUUUUUGCAGAGAGUUAGACGAAAAAAAAUGACACCACUGUUAUGUCUGUACGCUAAAUAUGAAACACCCACCAUUAGCUGGUUAGCUUAGUUUAGCACAAAGACUGAAAAUAGAUAGAAACUAAACUGUCUUGAUUAAACAAACAAGAUAUAAUGUGGUAAAAAGUGAGCUGUAGCAUUGCAAGUGGACAGAUUUUGUUACCUUUGUACAGGCUAGCUGUUUCCCUCUGUUUCCAGUCUGUAUGCUAAGCUAAGCUAAGAUAACCAACUCCUGGCUUAAGCUUCAUUUUUAACUUUUAAUUUUGAAUUCAUGAAAAGAAGGGAGAUAAGUGUAUUUUCCCCAAAUGUCAAACUAUGCCUUUAACACAAACCAUCUUGGCUAUAGCUUAUGCUUUCCUAUGUGCACUUACAGUUGUUUAUUAGUUGUUUGCUGGCUUCUGUAUUUAUUUGGAUUGUUCCUUUAAAAAAGUGUGUAUUUGGUGAACAAAAAA
Larimichthys crocea (large yellow croaker) is the source of this 5961-nucleotide messenger RNA. Its product is annotated as inositol-trisphosphate 3-kinase B. Lineage: Eukaryota; Metazoa; Chordata; Actinopteri; Sciaenidae. Gene Ontology annotation, biological process: phosphatidylinositol phosphate biosynthetic process; inositol phosphate biosynthetic process. The record is from RefSeq and is a predicted model, not a curated record. Bases 801 to 3185 code for a protein of 794 amino acids. Gene Ontology annotation, molecular function: inositol hexakisphosphate kinase activity. Gene Ontology annotation, cellular component: nucleus; cytoplasm. The transcript has 12 exons.